This is a messenger RNA of Xyrauchen texanus (razorback sucker), 1600 nucleotides long. RefSeq names its product ISL LIM homeobox 2b (gene isl2b). Gene Ontology annotation, molecular function: cis-regulatory region sequence-specific DNA binding; DNA-binding transcription factor activity, RNA polymerase II-specific. The record is from RefSeq and is a predicted model, not a curated record. Gene Ontology annotation, cellular component: nucleus. The transcript has 6 exons. Gene Ontology annotation, biological process: axonogenesis; neuron fate specification; positive regulation of transcription by RNA polymerase II. Bases 86 to 1159 code for a protein of 357 amino acids. Lineage: Eukaryota; Metazoa; Chordata; Actinopteri; Cypriniformes; Catostomidae.
ACUAAAGUUGCUGGGCAGCCGGGAGCGGGCAGCACCUUUUCUCUCAUUCCAGUCGUACACGCAGUCUGCUCCUUAGCCAACCUGUAUGGUGGAUAUAAUAUUCAACUCUUCUUUUUUGGAUGAUAUGGGGGAUCAUUCCAAAAGGAAGUCCGGACUUGCGAUGUGUGUCGGCUGUGGCAGUCAGAUUCAUGACCAGUACAUCCUGCGGGUCUCCCCCGACCUGGAGUGGCACGCAGCCUGCCUGAAAUGUGUGGAGUGCAACCAAUACCUGGAUGAGACAUGCACUUGCUUUGUACGAGAUGGAAAAACUUACUGCAAGAGAGAUUAUGUAAGAUUGUUCGGUAUAAAAUGCGCAAAAUGCAGUUUGGGAUUUAGCAGCAGUGAUUUGGUCAUGAGAGCUCGGGACAGUGUUUAUCACAUCGAAUGUUUUCGCUGCUCGGUGUGUAGCCGGCAGCUUUUGCCCGGGGAUGAGUUCUCUGUCCGGAACGAGGAACUGCUGUGUCGAGCAGAUCAUUGUCUUUCUCUGGAGCGCGGAUCAGGUGGAAGCCCACUUAGUCCGGGAAACGUCCACAGCAGAGCUUUACACAUGGCAGCUGACCCGGUGUCGGUCCGACAAACCCCACAUCGGAACCACGUGCACAAGCAAUCAGAGAAGACCACUCGCGUAAGGACAGUGUUGAACGAAAAGCAGCUGCACACUUUACGGACGUGCUACAACGCAAACCCGCGUCCAGAUGCGCUCAUGAAGGAGCAGCUGGUGGAGAUGACAGGCUUGAGCCCGCGAGUCAUUCGAGUGUGGUUCCAAAACAAGCGCUGCAAGGACAAGAAGAGAUCUAUACUCAUGAAACAGUUACAUCAGCAACAUGGCGAUAAGACUAAUCUGCAGGGUAUGACGGGCACUGCGCUGGUUGCAGGCAGUCCGAUAAGACAUAAUCCUUCACUGCCAGGACACCCAGUGGAUGUACAGACUUAUCAACCUCCAUGGAAAGCUCUCAGCGACUUUGCACUCCAGAGUGAAUUAGAUCAACCUGCCUUUCAACAUCUGGUCUCUUUUUCGGAAUCGGGUUCUUUAGGAAACUCAUCGGGCAGCGACGUGAACUCUCUUUCAUCACAGUUGCCAGACACACCGAACAGUAUGGUACCGAGCCCGGAGACGUGAGAACGACUGAUCGUCUGUUGGCAAAUCAUGCUCUCCAUACUCUUCAUGAGACCAACUCAUCACAGGCGUGGGAAAUUCCAUUACCUUCACCGGACAGCUCCAUCAGACGUGUUUCAACAAACUGCACCGAGAACAGAGGAACCCCCCCAAAUACGUCACCAAAUCCAUGAUGGGUCUGGAAGUAAAAUGAUGCAAACUGAAACUCCGCAUUGUAGACGUACCUGAAAUGAGGAGACCAUGUUCACACAAAAUGGAUAUUCGUUAUUGGUUAUGAUUUAUCUGUUUUUGGUAGUUUUUUGUAAAAAAUAUCUUUUCGAAAGACUCACUUUCAGAAGAAAGGAUUUUUUUUGUUCGUUGUGAAAUGUAAUGGCAGACCAUUUGAGUCUAUGAACAAAAUUAAGUUAUUGUUAUUUAUUGUCACUUCAAAUCGCAAAAAAUAAA